AUGACUGAGAAAUCACACCUCAGCCUAAGGUUUGCCCAAUUAGAAAAAGCAAAGCAAAUACCACAAAAUCCAGUCCCAAAAAUACAAAGGGUAUUACAUCAUCUCCGAGAUAGAAAGCAUUUUGCCAAGCAUUACUCCCCCAGGUUGGUGUCAAUUGGUCCAAUUCAUCAUGGUGCAGAGAACCUUAAGCUGGGAGAAAAGUACAAGCUUAUGUGGGCAGCAAUGUACCUUGGACGCACCAAACAAGAUGAACAAACUUUGUACCAAAAGGUUGCAACAAAUAUCAAGCAACUUAAGAAACUGUUUGCUGAGGAUGUGAUUGUUCACUACCCAGAUGAUGAAAUAUUGUCAUGGAUGCUAUUUGUGGAUGGAUGUUCUCUAUUGCAAAUAUUGGAAAAGGGAAAACUUAAUAAACCUGAAGAAAUGAAUGUCAAGGUUGACCAAUUGGUUCUUGUGUGGCAAGAUGUGCUCUUGUUAGAGAACCAGCUUCCAUAUCAAGUGCUUAAACUGUUGUCAGGUCAUGACAAUGGUGCAAUGCUGAUAGACAGCAUGAAUGAGUUUCUUAAAUGUCAUCAUUUGUGGCCAGGAGAAAACAGAAGCAAAGAAGGCACUCAGCAAGGAGAACAUAGAGUGGAAAUCUCCCAAGAAUCAUCAACACCUAUUCAUCUUCUUGAUCAGCUUCGUAGAACUAUCCUUAUUGACCCUUACAACAGCCUCCAAGAUCAAAAAGACAAGGACAAAAUGAACAAUAAAAGCCAAAAGAACACAAAUGAAAACUUCAAAAUGACAACACACAGGAACAUACAGGAGCUGAAAGCCACCGGUAUAAGACUCAAGAUAAGCCACUCACGUAGACUCAAAGACAUCUAUUUCUCUAGUGGCUACUUGGUUGCGGAACUUAAGCUUCCUGAGAUCAUAGUUGAUGAUUCAACAGCACCCACGUUUCUCAACUUGAUAGCAUAUGAAAUGUGUCCAGAUUUCGAGAAUAACUAUGAAGUUUGUUCCUUUGUGGCAUUCAUGGACUCACUUAUUGAUCACCCUGAUGAUGUGAAGGAGCUAAGAUCAUCUGGGGUGUUGCAUAAUUCACUUGGGAGUGAUGAAGAAGUGGCGACGCUAUUCAACACCAUUAGUGCUGAUUUGGUGCCUGACACUGAGAGGUAUGAACGUGUUAGGUCUGACAUUGAGAAGCAUUAUAGGACCAAAUGGAAGACUUGGAUAGCUCUUGGUUAUCACACAUAUUUUAGUAACCCUUGGGCUAUUAUUGCUUUCCAUGCUGCUGUUGUUGCUCUUGUUCUCACUUUCAUCCAAACUUGGUUUGCUAUUAACCCCUCUGACUAA
Abrus precatorius (Indian licorice) is the source of this 1338-nucleotide messenger RNA. RefSeq names its product UPF0481 protein At3g47200-like. The coding region runs from base 1 to 1338 and encodes 445 amino acids. The record is from RefSeq and is a predicted model, not a curated record. The transcript has 2 exons. NCBI's taxonomy places the organism in Eukaryota, Viridiplantae, Streptophyta, Magnoliopsida, Fabales, Fabaceae.